UCAUCCUUUCUUUCUCUCUGCACCUUAUAAGAGCUCCCUGGGAACCUGUCGAUCGGUGCGAUCCUUUCUGACCAGCAAUCACAUUUCCGCGACGGUACAGACAUACACAAUUGGCCCUAAUCGAAACUAUUUGGUGAUCAUUUACUGCAACCGGUAGGCAAGGGGUAGCUGGGGUACCCGCUACCUAUACACAACCAACGACGCCAACGACUGCCCUCCAGUACCACAAGUGAUGUGGCUGCGAUGAUUGUUCUCAAAAAGUGUGUCCCAUUCGCCUGUCGCCCGAGUGCUGUGUCUCGAGGGACGCCUCGGAGCGCCAGGCACUUGUCGAAGACCUUGCAAGCACUGCCCCCGUGGCGGCGAGGUUUGUUGACACAGAGCUAUGCUCGUGGACCGCUAGAGGUACCCUUGUACUACGUGUUGAAUGUCUAGAUCGCAUGAGGCUAAUGUUACUUGCGCUUACCAUAAGCCUCCAUUGCUAGAAACCACCAUUGGGGAGCAUUUCGCUCAAAUUGUGAGCUCAUAUGGUGACCGAACAGCUGUCAUUUGCAAGCAUCAAAAUGACCGCGUAACUUAUGCCGGUCUCGAUGCGAAAAGCAAUGCCCUGGCACGGGGCCUGGAGUCUGUAGGUGUGCGCACAGGCGACCGUGUGGGAGUGAUGCUGGGAAAUUCCAUGGAGUUCUCCAUUGCAACUUAUGCGUUGUUUAAGCUCGGAGCCAUCCUCGUCCCAAUCAACCCAUCGUUCAACGCAACUCAGGUGGUCUCGGCAUUAAACCACCUCGAGGCCACCCAUAUGAUCAUUAGCACCGAAUCUAAUCUGCCGCGAAAAGAGCCCCGAAGCAACAUCCCCAUCUUACAACACCUGGUCCAAGACCUCCACAAACCAAAACUGGAGUCCGCACUCGUCCCAUCCCUGAAGCAUAUCAUCAUGGUCGAUAACUCCUCCGGCCGGGUGGACAUCUCCGAGUACAAAUCCCUGACGAAAUAUUCAUCGGUGAUAUCCAGCGCAAAGGCAGAUGAAGCCGCAUUGCCGCACCGAGAUCUAUCGCCCCAUGACGUGGUGAACAUCCAAUUCACAUCCGGCACCACUGCCAUGCCCAAAGCCGCCUGUCUGACCCACCGUUCGGUUCUCAACAACGGCUCCCAGAUCGGCGACCGCAUGCGCCUUACCCCGGAGGACAUCGUCUGCUGUCCUCCACCGCUGUUUCAUUGCUUCGGCUCCGUGCUAGGCUACAUGGCCACGGCCACGCACGGCGCGGCCGUCGUAUUCCCCACCGAGUCAUUCAAUGCCAGGGCAGCGCUGACGGCCGUCCAAGAGGAGAGAUGCACCGCGCUGUAUGGCGUCCCAACAAUGUUCAUCGAAGAACUGACCCUGAUCGACGACGGCGAGAUACCAAACGAAGGAUUCGGCCAUCUGCGAACAGGCAUCGCAGCCGGAAGCAGCGUGCCCGCUGCCCUCAUGCAGAGACUCCACAAGGUCCUAAACCUAACGGAGUUGACCAUCUGCUACGGCAUGACAGAAACCAGCCCCGUCUCAGUCAUGACGACCACCGACGACCCGAUCGACAAGCGCAUCAACACCGUCGGCAGACUCAUGCCGCAUGUCGAAGCGAAAAUCGUGAACCCCGCCGAUCGGAGCCAGAUCGUCCCCGUCGGUGUGCCUGGUGAACUGGCGGUGAGCGGAUACCUCUUGAUGAAAGGGUACUGGGGCGACCCGCAGCGCACCGCGGAGUCGAUGAUCGCGGAUGAACAGGGGAAGGUCUGGAUGCAUUCCGGCGACGAAGCUGUCAUAUCCCCCGACGGGUAUGUGUCGAUUACGGGCCGAAUCAAGGACCUCAUUAUCCGGGGCGGAGAGAACAUCCACCCGCUCGAGAUCGAGAACUGUCUAUUGACGUAUCCUGGCGUGCUGGAUGUGUCGGUUGUCGGUGUGCCCGAUGAGAAAUACGGAGAGGUCGUAGCUGCUUUCAUCAUUCCCAAGGAACAUCAGGACGAGGCUGCGCCUUUGACUGAAGAGAAUAUCCGGGAGUGGGUUAGGGAGCGGUUGAGCAAUCAUCUAGUCCCGAAGUAUGUUUUCACUCUGAAGCACUCGACCAUCUUCCCCAAGACCGCCAGCGGAAAGAUCCAGAAGUUCAAACUGAAGGAGGAUGCUAUCAAGAUCCUCCGGGAAAGGAACUCGUUAAGCUAACCCCGGCAUUUGAUGUGGUGAGUAGGAAUGGGACCGACAGGCACUUGAACUUGAACUC
Messenger RNA from Aspergillus pseudonomiae, 2243 nucleotides. Its product is annotated as putative AMP-binding enzyme. The transcript has 6 exons. The coding region runs from base 425 to 2185 and encodes 586 amino acids. NCBI's taxonomy places the organism in Eukaryota, Fungi, Ascomycota, Eurotiomycetes, Eurotiales, Aspergillaceae. The record is from RefSeq and is a predicted model, not a curated record. Gene Ontology annotation, molecular function: medium-chain fatty acid-CoA ligase activity. Gene Ontology annotation, biological process: fatty acid metabolic process.